Olea europaea var. sylvestris is the source of this 642-nucleotide messenger RNA. RefSeq names its product sm-like protein LSM3A. Gene Ontology annotation, molecular function: RNA binding. Gene Ontology annotation, biological process: mRNA splicing, via spliceosome; P-body assembly. Bases 148 to 450 code for a protein of 100 amino acids. The transcript has 2 exons. Gene Ontology annotation, cellular component: Lsm1-7-Pat1 complex; catalytic step 2 spliceosome; P-body. The record is from RefSeq and is a predicted model, not a curated record. Lineage: Eukaryota; Viridiplantae; Streptophyta; Magnoliopsida; Lamiales; Oleaceae.
AGUAAUAUCGGAAUUUUGGUAGUGGCAACAGUGAGUGAAAACUGAAAAGAGGAUUUAUACUCGAAUUAGGGUUUGCAUUGAAUGUUAGCACGGCUUUCUCUUAAUCAAAAUUCAAAGCAGCAAAGGAACUAAAAUCCAAGUGUAAGAAUGGGAAGCGAAGAGGAGAGUGCAGUGAAGGAGCCAUUGGACCUCAUCCGUCUCAGUCUGGACGAGCGCAUUUACGUCAAGCUCCGCCAUGACCGCGAGCUUCGCGGCAAGCUCCAUGCCUAUGAUCAGCAUUUGAAUAUGAUUCUUGGUGAUGUUGAAGAGAUAGUUACAUCAGUUGAAAUUGAUGAUGAAACGUAUGAAGAGAUUGUCCGGGUAUGCUUAAAUUUUAUGGAUUUUCUUCUGUUACUUUUUUCCUUCAAAUUUUUGUUUAUCAUUUUUAUCCAUGAGCAUAUAAGAGAGUAGCACCACUUGUUACCAUCAGUGUUGGCUUAGAACUUCAACAUUGCCUUGGAGCUAAUAGCCAGAUAAACGUAUUCCUUCACUUGUUGUGGCAAUCAGUUUAGAAGUAGAAUAUUUCGAUAAUGACUUAUCCUGGUCUGGCUCAUUUGAUUUGUGAACAACUUGUAGAUUUUUGUUGCUAACUUGAAAUUGAAG